CUGAACCUGCAUUCAGGACUACGCUACCUUCCCAAUACAAAUUAAUAAAUCUCUUUCCCAUUGUCAGGAAAAAACAUUAAAUAAAAACAGCUGAAUAAAUCGGUGGCUGUUAGCACUGCCUUGCAAUGACACUAAUUCCAGACAUCCUGUUAAAUACAUAAUAUAUCCAUAAUGUAGUUUUAAUUGAAUACUUCAUUGUUUUUCUUUAUGUGCUGCAAUCAUUGUCCUGUGUGCAAUUUCACAAUCACAGAAUCUUGCAGAAUUUGCUGCAAAAUUAGGAGACUAUAUUCUUGAAUCAAAUGUUACAUCUUGAAAUAUUUCUCAUCUUUUUCACUAUUGCAAAGACCCUCCAGAGAUGAUGUAAAUGAAAUUUCAUCUAUAGGUGAAAGUGAGCCCAGCCCUUUCCUUGCAAGGAGCUGAGGGUGCAUCUAUUGUGGAGGUCUUGGGGAUGAUGCUGUAAAAAAUGAUGGGAAGGAGGACUUUAAGCUAUGUGGAGUGGUCUUUUCACUCAUUUAACAGAAUCUUGGAAUAACUUCAAAGGUCUAGAUCCAAAUUAUACCACGUGGAUGGAUCUCAUGGAGAAAUAUGGCUACCGCACACAGAAGUAUGGGAAAUUAGACUAUACUUCUGGACAUCAUUCAGUGAGUAACCGUGUGGAAGCCUGGACUCGGGAUGUUGACUUCCUACUCCGGCAAGAAGGGAGACCCAUGGUAAAACUUACUGGUGAUAGGAAGCGUGUGAGAGUGAUGGAAGCAGAUUGGCGGAAUACCGAUAAAGCAGUACAUUGGAUAAAGAAGGAAGCAAUUAACCUUAGUCAACCAUUUGUUCUCUACUUGGGACUAAAUUUACCACACCCAUAUCCAUCACCCUACAUGGGAGAAAAUUUUGGAUCAUCUACUUUUUUAACAUCUCCCUAUUGGCUUGAAAAGGUUGCUUAUGAAGCAAUUAAAAUUCCCAAGUGGUCUUCUCUUUCAGAGAUGCAUCCAGUAGACUAUUACUCAUCAUACACCAAGAAUUGCACAGGAGAGUUUACAAAGCAAGAAGUGAGAAAUAUUAGAGCAUUUUAUUAUGCUAUGUGUGCAGAGACAGAUGCCAUGCUGGGUGAGAUUAUUUCAGCUCUGAGAGAUACUGGGCUUCUGAAAAAAACAAUCAUUAUAUUCACUGCAGACCAUGGGGAACUUGCUAUGGAACACCGUCAGUUCUAUAAGAUGAGUAUGUACGAAGGAAGUUCCCAUGUUCCUCUUUUAGUUAUGGGGCCAGGCGUAAAAGAACAGCAGCAAGUACCAAACGUGGUAUCUCUUGUGGAUAUAUACCCCACUAUGCUUGAUAUAGCAAGAAUUCCUGUCCCGCAGAAUAUCAGUGGAUAUUCUCUUAUACCGUUGCUACGUGGAAAGGCUGAAAACGAAGUGUCACCUAGAGGUCCUCGGCCCUCAUGGGUGUUGAGCGAGUUCCACGGAUGCAAUGUGAAUUCUUCCACAUACAUGCUUCGAACUGGCAAGUGGAAAUAUAUCACGUACUCAGAUGGGCAUUCAGUACUUCCACAGCUGUUUGACCUUUCUGCCGAUCCAGAUGAGCUAACAAAUGUUGCCAUAAAAUUCCCAGUAAUUGUACAUUCCUUGGACAAAAAGCUCCGAUCUGUAGUAAAUUACCCAAAGGUUUCUUCUUCUGUUCAGGAGUACAACAAAAGACAGUUUAUCAGUUGGAAACAAAGUCUGGGUCAGAAUUACUCAAAUGUUAUUGCCAACCUUAGGUGGCAUCAAGACUGGUUAAAGGAACCAAAAAAAUACGAGAACGCGAUUGACAAGUGGCUUAGUCGAAGUAAGUAAAUAAAAAUAACCUAGAUUUUAUAUGACUGAGGGUGUGAAAACAUUCUGCAUUUAUAAUGUUAUGCUGUAUUCAAGCGUUAGAAUUAUUGUCAUGUAUAAACUAUUGAAGGCAAAGACGCCCAAACAAUUACUACUUUGUGUUAGAAAGCCAAAAGCAUUUUAUGUAACAAGCCAGCACAACAGAUCUAGGUUUUUACAUGUUAUAAUUCUGUAAUACUUACAUAUACAUAUAGGAAGGAAAGUACAUAAGUACAUGUGCACAGAAUAUUUAGCUGGUUGCAAAUAUGCAGAGUAUUAAGCAUUAAAACUCAACAGGAAUUUCCAUUUCUAAGGACAGACUAAAGCAAGGAUUAUAAAAUUUAGUGUAGUGAGAUACCAAUUACAGUGGAAUGUGCUGGAGCCCCUUUCCCAUCAGACAGAUUUUAAAUCCACAAUGCAUACACAUUCAUCCACCUUAGAGAAGCCAUGGAGAUUAAAAUAAAAUAAAAAGGUUGACUGGUAUCAGUCUGAACAUAGAUGCAGUUUUUUCAAGUACUAUGUCAGCAUUCCUGUUUUAUACAUGAUUGACUCUUCAUCUUUCAAGCCCUGCCUUCUAAUCUCUUGCUUUUGGAUUUAGUGCUGUUUAAAAUUUCAUAUUAUGCAUAGGCCACUAAUUAAAUACGUGCAAGUGAAGGGAAAUCUGGUAGCUGGUCACUGUUGGAAAUUAAAGGCAGACAAACAAAAACAACAACAAAACCCCUCUGUUUAAACCUGUGAGCAGAGCAGUCUCUGAAAAGUGGUAUUGUGAUUUGCAGAGGAUAAGAUGAAAACUGCCUGAAUAAAUCUCCAUUAUGUAGUCAGAUUUUGCAAGGAAAUGUUUUAAUAUACACAUCAAGGAGUGGAGAACUGGAACCUGAAAUGUACACAGGGGAGGGGCAAUUGGAGCUUGCAGGGAAAGUUAACGUAAAAAUACUAUCUGACAUUUUUGCAGGGGUGUGACAACAAAGCAAAGCAGUUUUGAAGAAGGUAAGAUUUAGCUAGUAACUCUUCUGCUUAAGGGAAAACGUAAUUGUAGCAGCACUUAGGUUUGCUUAUUCUUGAUCACAGUUGUUGCUGCUAUAGUAACAGUAUGACAUUAUACUUCAUACCUAAAUGCUUUCUGGAAUCUGUAAUGAAAGUAACAGUAAGGUAAUAAAAGUAAACAUGAAAAAUACAUGUAUUUUCUGGUGACCACAUGCAUUUCAUAAACAACUUACCACACACACGUCAAUACGUCUGCUCUGGUGCUUCUUUUUGUAUCUGGUCUUACUAAAAUGCCUAUUUAAAAAGAAAACAUUGGAUGUUAAAAGCAAAA
Columba livia (rock pigeon) is the source of this 3159-nucleotide messenger RNA. It is a transcript of the gene ARSK, whose product is annotated as arylsulfatase family member K. The coding region runs from base 489 to 1826 and encodes 445 amino acids. The record is from RefSeq and is a predicted model, not a curated record. Gene Ontology annotation, molecular function: glucuronate-2-sulfatase activity; arylsulfatase activity. NCBI's taxonomy places the organism in Eukaryota, Metazoa, Chordata, Aves, Columbiformes, Columbidae. The transcript has 7 exons.